Populus trichocarpa (black cottonwood) is the source of this 2265-nucleotide messenger RNA. Its product is annotated as probable serine/threonine-protein kinase At1g54610. The record is from RefSeq and is a predicted model, not a curated record. Gene Ontology annotation, cellular component: cyclin-dependent protein kinase holoenzyme complex; nucleus. Lineage: Eukaryota; Viridiplantae; Streptophyta; Magnoliopsida; Malpighiales; Salicaceae. The transcript is spliced from 7 exons. Gene Ontology annotation, molecular function: RNA polymerase II CTD heptapeptide repeat kinase activity; ATP binding; cyclin-dependent protein serine/threonine kinase activity. Gene Ontology annotation, biological process: positive regulation of transcription elongation by RNA polymerase II; protein phosphorylation. Bases 266 to 2044 code for a protein of 592 amino acids.
ACAUAAGCUUACCUUAACUUCUUCGCGAGCUUAAAAUUUCUCCGCCUCUCUCUCUCUCUCUCUCUCUCUCUAAAAGUUUUCUCCGUUCACGUUCCGUUCUUUCUCCGUUAAGUAAUCCAAAUGGUGUUUUGUUUGCUUCUCAUUUAGUAGUUUUCACUACGCUGUCGUUUCGAAUGCUGGAAUUUUAACAGAAUCUCACCACUAGCGGUCUGCCGUUACCGGAAAACCACUCUGUUCCAAUUCCUGAUGUACAUAACCUAAACCAAUGGGCUGUGUUCUCGGAAAGUACACCGCCAGGCGUCGCCAGAGUCGUGGAGGAUCCUCCGACCGUGGCCAGAGCUCCGAUGAACAAACCGUCACCGUCACCGAAGCCGUUAACGCCGCAGUGAGGGUUAAGAGGGAGGAAACAGCAACGAUAACUUCAACAUCAACAACAACGCAGAGGCAGAAGGCAACAAGGGACACCGGCGAUUUCCAGGUGGAGGAUGUUCAGGGGGGGACGGAACGCCGGAGGCCACGCCCCGAAGCUAGUCUGAAGUGCCAGCAAGGGUGGCCGUCGUGGUUAAUGGCGGUCGCCGGUGAUGCCAUCGGCGAUUGGACACCUCGCCGAGCUAACACGUUUGAGAAACUUGAUAAGAUUGGGCAAGGGACGUAUAGCAAUGUGUAUAAAGCAAGGGAUUUAAUAACAGGAAAGAUAGUGGCUUUAAAGAAAGUGAGGUUUGAUAAUUUAGAGCCAGAGAGUGUUAAAUUUAUGGCAAGAGAGAUUCUUGUUUUAAGAAGAUUAGAUCAUCCAAACGUGCUUAAGAUUGAAGGUUUGGUUACGUCAAGAAUGUCAUGUAGUCUGUACUUGGUUUUUGAGUACAUGGAACAUGAUCUUGCCGGGCUGGUGGCACGCCAAGGGGUCAAGUUCACUGAGCCUCAGGUCAAGUGCUACAUGACGCAGUUGUUAUCUGGGCUUGAGCAUUGCCACAACCAUCGUGUUUUGCACCGGGAUAUCAAGGGUUCCAAUCUGCUUAUUAACAAUGAUGGAGUUCUAAAAAUUGCUGAUUUUGGACUGGCUACUUUCUAUGAUCCAGAUCGCAAGGUUCCAAUGACCAGUCGAGUUGUCACCCUCUGGUACCGCCCCCCUGAACUUCUUCUUGGGGCCACUAGUUAUGGUGUUAGUGUUGACCUCUGGAGUGCUGGAUGCAUUUUGGCUGAGCUACUUGCUGGAAAGCCAAUAAUGCCUGGACGGACAGAGGUCGAACAACUACAUAAGAUAUUUAAGCUAUGUGGCUCUCCAUCCGAGGAAUAUUGGAAGAAAUCCAAAUUGCCAAAUGCUACACUUUUUAAACCACAGCAACCAUACAAACGAUGUAUAGCAGAAACCUUCAAGGACUUCCCCGCUUCUUCUCUGCCUUUAAUUGAAACUCUUCUUUCGAUAGAUCCUGAUGAUCGAGUCACUGCCACUGCAGCUCUAAAUAGUGAAUUCUUCACCACCGAACCUUAUGCGUGUGAGCCGUCGAGUUUGCCUAAGUAUCCGCCCAGUAAAGAAUUGGAUGUGAAGUUGAGAGAUGAAGAAGCAAGAAGGCAAAGGGGCCUUAGUGGAAAAGCUAAUGCUGUUGAUGGUGCCAGAAGAGUAAGAAUACGUGAUCGGCCUGGUCGGGCAAUCCCAGCUCCAGAGGCCAAUGCAGAGAAUCCAGCAAACUUAGAUAGAUGGAGAGCCAUGACACAAGCAAACGCUAAGAGCAAGAGUGAGAAAUUCCCACCUCCUCAUCAGGAUGCAGCAGUUGGACAUCCCAUGGACGCAUCACAUAAAGGUGGCCCUGUUUCAUUUGGUCCAUCAGAUUCUUCCUUUAGUUCAUCGAUAUUCGAUUCAAAAUCAUCAUCUAUUAAAAGUGCUGGAGCCAUUGGAGGUCCUUCCAGGAGAAUAAAAACCAAUAAAGAAGACCUCCAGAUGGCUCCAUCUCGAAAAUUUAUCCGUCCGUUUAAUCCAUCAUCAGUCGGGCUAUCAAUGAAUCAGUUAUUCAAGGGUAAAUCGGAGGUUUUUGGCAAUCGGAGGUAGCAACAAUCAUGGUGUGAAACUUUUCCUUUUGGGUUAGGUGUUUAGUUUUCAUUUUGGUUCUUAAAUGCCUCUUGUUUUUGUUUUACAAUUAUUGCUUCCAUUUGUUGUACCUCUCAUCAUAUAAAGUGCAUAAUCUACACAACAGAGGCCAUGGCGAGCCAGUCUAUAAUCCACUCCACUCUUCUUGUACAGUUGUUGGAAGUGGACGUUUUCCAAGUUAA